AUGUCGUUAGCUGAUGAACUUUUGGCUGAUCUUGAAGGAGCAGAGACAUCUGAGGAAUUAAUUGCUGACUCAAGUCUUCAUGAACUAGAAGAUGUUACUUUAUCAAGUGUAAACAAGUUGGAUGAUUUUCUGUCAGAUGGAACCAGUUCGGGAGUUAAAAGUGCAUUUAAAGCAACUUCAUUUGCUGAUGCUCCAAUCAGUGCUUAUGCAAAAUUGAGAAAUAGUGAUAAGCUAACCAAAGUCAUGUCAGAUCUUGAUUAUUUUGCUAAUCAAAAGAAAAGUGAUCGAAUACAUGGGCCUGUUGAAGCUGAUCCCGAAUAUCAGUGUAUUGUUGAAGCUAACAAUCUUAUGGUGGAAAUAGAUAAUGAAAUCAUGUGCCCCAUUGGUUUGGACACUCAGGUCCCUGGAUUAGAAAUUGUCAAUCCACAAGCUGCAGAGAAACCAAUGGAAAUUGGGAAUAAGUAUUUCAGUAGCACAUGUGGUUUCAAAAAAAUUGAAGCAAAGAUGAAAAUUGAUGAUUCCAUGACAAAUGGAGUAUAA
Trichobilharzia regenti is the source of this 540-nucleotide messenger RNA. NCBI's taxonomy places the organism in Eukaryota, Metazoa, Platyhelminthes, Trematoda, Strigeidida, Schistosomatidae. The record is from the annotation of a GenBank genome assembly.